Messenger RNA from Momordica charantia (bitter melon), 1317 nucleotides. RefSeq names its product protein trichome birefringence-like 41. Gene Ontology annotation, cellular component: Golgi apparatus. The record is from RefSeq and is a predicted model, not a curated record. Gene Ontology annotation, molecular function: O-acetyltransferase activity. Lineage: Eukaryota; Viridiplantae; Streptophyta; Magnoliopsida; Cucurbitales; Cucurbitaceae.
UCUUUCUCUCCUCCGCCCAGAUUCAGAGAGAGAGUUUCGGCAGAAAGUGUUUCUCUCUCUAGAACGAAAAAAUGGUUUUCGGGAGCGAGAUUCCGGUGCAACAAGGAAUCCUCCUCCUCCUCCUUCUUCUUCUUAUUCUUUCGGUAGUUUCCGGCGGUGCGGUGGCGGAGUGCAAUUUCUUCGCCGGAAGUUGGGUGGUGGACGAGACGUAUCCGCUGUACACGGCGGCGGGUUGCCCCUUCGUGGAGCACGAGUUCAGCUGCGUCAAAAAUGGCCGUCCCGAUUUAGGGUACACCAAGUACAGGUGGCAGCCGCUCCACUGUCAGUUAUCCAGGUUUGAUGGAAAGCUUUUCUUAGAGAAAUUAAUAGGAAAAAGUAUAAUGUUUGUGGGAGAUUCACUUAGUCGGAAUCAAUGGCAAUCUUUGACAUGCAUGCUUCACUCUGUUGUACCAGAUUCACCUUACACUGUAACAAGAGUUGGAGAUAUUUCCACGUUCACUUUUACGGAAUAUGAAGUGAAGGUGAUGUUAAAUAGAAAUGUAUUUCUAGUAGACGUUGUGAAAGAAGAGAUUGGGAGAGUGUUGAAGUUGGACUCUAUCGAAAGAUCGGCGAAGUUAUGGAAAGACGUUGACUUUUUCAUUUUCAACACUUGGCAUUGGUGGAACCGCAGAGGACCUUCUCAACCUUGGGAUUAUAUCCAAAUAGGGAAAGAAGUGUUGAAAGAUAUGGAUAGAAUGGUGGCCUUUGAGAAGGCUCUCACAACUUGGGGAACAUGGGUUGAUCUCAACAUUGAUCCUACAAAAACUAUGGUCUUUUUCCAAGGAAUUUCUCCAUCCCAUUACAAUGGAACUCUGUGGGGAGAACCAAGAGCAAAGAGCUGCGCCGGGCAGAGGCAACCGGUGGCCGGCUCCGUGUAUCCCGGCGGGUCGCCGCCAGCCGUGGCGGUGCUGAAGGGGGCAUUAGCUAAAAUCACCAAGCCCGUUCACCUUCUAGACGUGACAGACCUAUCACUGCUGAGGAAAGAUGGGCAUCCCUCCAACUAUGGCUUAGGUGGCCCAAUCGGAUUGGACUGUAGCCACUGGUGCCUUGCCGGUGUUCCUGACACUUGGAACGUCAUACUUUACAAUCUCAUUAUUUAAAACCCCCCAAUUUUUAUUACAUAAAUUUGGAAAUAUUAAUUUUCCUUAUUAUUUUAUUUUCUUAUUACAAGUUUACAGCACACAAGAAUUUGGAUGGAAUUAGGGGAAAUUGAUGUCUUUGAAAGUGCACUUUUUUUAGUCCAAAGGGAUACAAUAAAGAGAUGUGUGUUUGCUUUUA